UAUCGUCCUUUGUUUGGUUACAUCUGUCUUUAGACUCUUUACCACCGCUCCUCAGUUCUCACUUGCUUCUCCUUUCUGCUUCAUAACUAGGUUCAAACUAUUAAGGGAUUCAUUUUAUUCGAUUUCAGGCCUACAGUUGUGUUAUCGGGUGCAAAAAGCAAAUCUGCAGACAGAUUUCAAUAAUGAUUCUUUCUGCUCUUUUAACUUCUGUUGCAAUUAAUCUUGGCCUCUGUCUUUUAUUUUUCACCCUAUACUCCAUAUUGAGAAAGCAGCCCAGUAAUAUCACUGUCUAUGUACCACGCUUAGUUGCUGAAGGAAAAGUUAAAGAGGGUGGCCAAUUUAACUUGGAACGGUUGUUACCUACUACUGGUUGGGUGAGAAAGGCAUGGGCGCCUUCUGAGGAAGAACUUUUGUCAAAUUCAGGCUUAGAUGCUUUUGUCUUCAUGCGCAUAUUUAUCUUUAGUUUAAAAGUAUUUACUUUCGGUGGAAUCAUUGGUAUGUUCGUUCUUCUUCCAAUUAAUUAUACAGGGAGUCAGCUUAGUGAUGAUACGGAUUUUCAAAACAAAUCUUUGGACGUAUUCAGUAUUUCUAAUGUUAACGAUGGCUCAAACAGGUUAUGGGUCCAUUUUUCUGCAGCAUAUGUUUUCACUGGAGUUGUUUGCUAUCUUCUUUAUUAUGAGUAUGGAUACAUUUCAUCAAAAAGAAUCGCUUGCUUCUAUUCAUCCAAGCCUCAGCCUCAUCACUUUACCGUAUUAGUCCGUGGGAUUCCUGUUCCACCUGGAAGGACAUGCAAUGAUACUGUUGAGCGUUUUUUCUUGGAGUAUCACCCUUCUACCUAUCUUUCACAUUCGGUGGUCCGUCGAAGCAGCAAACUUCAAAGUCUUAUUACUGAUGCAGAUACACUGUACAAAAGGCUUACCCAUCUGAAACAUAAAAAUGAUGCUCCUAAAAGGUAUAGGCGUGAUGGGUUUUUGGGACUUUUUGGGCAGAAAGUUGAUAUUUUGGAUCACUAUGAAAGGAGAUUGGGACAUAUAGAAGAUAAUGUGAGAAUGGAACAGUCCUCAGUGGCAGCGAAGGAAGUUCCAGCUGCUUUUGUCUCAUUUAAGACACGAUUUGGUGCUGCAAUAGCUUUACACAUUCAAGAAGGUGUCAAUCCCACAGAAUGGAUUACUGAGCAAGCUCCAGAGCCUGAUGAUGUUUAUUGGCCUAUCUUUACUGUUUCAUUCAUUAGAAGAUGGAUCAGCAAGCUGGUGGUUUUUGUAGCAUUUACUUCUCUCACGGUUCUAUUUUUAAUCCCAGUUGCAAUAGUACAAGGUCUUACCAAUCUUGAACAGUUGGAAAACUUUUUCCCAUUUUUGAGAAGCAUACUAAAACUGUCAGUUGUGAGCCAAGUUAUUACAGGCUACCUUCCCAGUUUGAUUCUUCAGUUGUUUCUAUUUUUGGUUCCACCUACAAUGCUUAUGCUUUCAUCCCUGCAAGGAUACAUGUCAUGGAGUCAGAUACAAAGAAGUGCAUGUACUAAAGUAUUAUGGUUUACCAUAUGGAACAUUUUCUUUGCAAAUGUGCUAUCAGGGUCAGUUCUGUAUCGAGUGAACGUCUUUCUUGAGCCCAAAGAGAUUCCCAGAAUACUAGGUGAAGCUGUACCAUCACAGGCAUCAUUCUUCAUAUCAUUAGUUGUGACAUCCGGAUGGACCACUGUAGCAUCAGAACUCUUUCAAUUGACUAAACUUAUUUCCAAUUUUAUGAAGAGAAUUUUUACUAAAAACAGUGGUGAUGAUUUUGAGCCCCCAUCAAUGCCUUAUCACAGUGAAAUUCCCAGGAUUUGUCUCUUUGGUCUUCUUGGUGUAACAUACUUCAUCCUUUCUCCAUUAAUAGUGCCAUUUCUCUUGAUCUACUUUUGUUUGGGAUACAUCAUUUUCCGCAACCAGCUUUUGAAUGUUUAUGUGCCAAAGUAUGACACUGGAGGACAGUAUUGGUCUACAGUGCACAACUCCACUAUUUUUUCAUUGGUACUGAUGCAUAUAAUAGCCAUUGGGAUUUUUGGUUUGAAGAAGCUUCCUUUAGCAUCUGGAUUGACUCUACCUCUUCCAAUUCUCACAAUUUUAUUCAAUGAGUAUUGCGGAAAGCGGUUCCUCUCUAUAUUCAAGGAUUAUCCUGCAGAGUGUUUGAUUAAGAAGGACAGAGCAGACCAAAACGAGCAUAAUAUGUCUGAAUUUUAUGAUAAGUUGGCCAAUGCAUAUAAAGAUCCAGCUUUAAUGCCAAUCAAAUAUUCCGAAAGGUCAGAGAGUCACAGCUCUCCACUUCUUCAUAGUUCUCAAGUUUAAUUCACAUAUAUAACGUUGGUUGCAAGUUGCAACUGUACAGCAGCAUGAAGGACUAACAGCUUAGAGAGUUUGACAGAUGAAUAAGGGAAUGUACCUUCAAUUUGACUUCUUUUCAGGUUUAUUUGGUUGACCUUGGUGUAGAGUGUAUGUUGUUUUCUUGUAAAUUGUUUGGAUUGAGAAUUUGCGCUUAUAAGGAGUAUGGAAAUUGUUUGUUAAAAGCCAUAGUGAAAAGAAAUGUAAUAAAUGAUUAAAAUUGUAAUAAGGGGAUGGUAGGAGUUCAUAAAAAGGCAAAGUUCUUGUUGUUGGUAAGAUUU
Gastrolobium bilobum is the source of this 2638-nucleotide messenger RNA. RefSeq names its product CSC1-like protein HYP1. Gene Ontology annotation, molecular function: calcium-activated cation channel activity. The record is from RefSeq and is a predicted model, not a curated record. Bases 183 to 2324 code for a protein of 713 amino acids. Lineage: Eukaryota; Viridiplantae; Streptophyta; Magnoliopsida; Fabales; Fabaceae. The transcript is spliced from 11 exons. Gene Ontology annotation, cellular component: plasma membrane.